Austrofundulus limnaeus is the source of this 858-nucleotide messenger RNA. RefSeq names its product PHD finger protein 21B. NCBI's taxonomy places the organism in Eukaryota, Metazoa, Chordata, Actinopteri, Cyprinodontiformes, Rivulidae. The record is from RefSeq and is a predicted model, not a curated record.
AUCCGGGAACUUCAGAAUCACCAUUGACAGCCGAAGCGCAACUUUUCCCCAGGCAAAGUGAAAUCAAGCCGCGGACUCGGACAAAAUAUAGUCCCCGGUUUUUAACUUAAAAUUAGCGGAAAAAAAGCGACGCGGCGUCGCGUUCGAACCCGUCCACGUUCGGCUGGGUUCACCGGAGCGGCCUGGCGGGAUCCGGGAGUCCUUUCUGUCGGGUUUGGAGCACUUUUGAAGCCGGGCGGAAAGUGGGGGGUGAUGAGUCCUAGGCUGUGAAGAAAAAAAAAAAGCGAGAACUUGUUCUGCGAGCUUCUUUCAAUUGUUGUCGCUUGAAAAAACCUCUUUAAUUGACGGAAACUUGGUGUCGGCCGCGUCGGAAGUGGAGAAAAGUGCUUUCCUGGGCGGAACAUGGAACUACAAGGCCUGCAAGAGGCGCUGAAAGUGGAGAUCCAAUGUCAUCAGAACCAGACGUUGUGUAAGGGCCUGAACGAGCUGCAGAACGGACAGAAGCUGGCCGUCAGAAGCUGCCCCGUGGCCACGACCAAGCCGCUGUCGCUCAUCAAGCCUCCCAGCCAGGCCAUCGCCAUCUCCGUGGUGCCGGCCAAGGCGCCCGUUUCCAUGGUGACCGCGCACAUCAACGGCCAGAAGGCGGCGAGCUCGGAGCCGCUGCAGACGUCCCCCAUCAACCUGCAGACAGGUGGCAGGGCGGCGGGGGGCGGAGUCCACUCGUUCAGCAGCAGCAGGAGAGUCGGAGAGCUGCCCCCAUCCCAGAUGUUGGGAACUCUCACAGCUCUGCCCAUCAAGGUGCCUCAGGUCAGCUCUCUGCACCGGCUGGCAGGACCAGCAGCCACUGUGCUACCUCAG